GUCACUCCCGACGUCUGCGAUCCACCAACCGGUAGGCAGCCAAUCAGCGGGCGGCUCUGGGGCAGGAUUGAGCGCUCCCAUUGGUGGGCGACAAGAACCAGUCAUCACCCGAUCCAGCCCAGGUCAUGAAACCUGAUAAGAACAUGGCGCGUCUAACUAAGAGGCGACAAGCGGAUACAAAAGUCAUUCAGUACUUAUGGACGGCUAUAGAAGUUAUCAGGAAUCAGAAACAGAUUGCAAAUAUUGAUCGAAUUACUAAGUACAUGACCCGUGUUCAUGGCAUGCACCCGAAGGAAAUUACACGCCAGCUAAGCCUAGCAGUAAAAGAUGGCUUGAUAGUGGAGACACUUACUGUCGGAUGUAAGGGAUCUAAGGCUGGUAUAGAGCAGGAAGGUUACUGGUUACCAGGGGAUGAAACCAUGAAACAUCACCAAAUUCACGGAAGAGAGGGAAAAUCAGUGAAUUCACCUGAGGAAUGGGAGGCAGAAACUCAUGACUGGUAUUGUUUUGAAUGUCAUUCACCCGGAGAGGUGAUGAUAUGUGACCAGUGUUUUCGUGUCUACCACCCAAAAUGUUUACCCGAUGAUUUAAGACUCAGGGAUAGCAGUAAUCAUUGGCAGUGCCCCAUCUGCAAGACUAUGAAAAAGAAAAACGCUAACAAGCAGGAGAUGGGUAAAUACCUUCGAUUCAUUGUGUCCCGUAUGAAGGAGAGGGCGAUUGAACUGAACAAGAAAGGAAAGGACAGUAAACAUCCCAUGUACAAGCGGUUGGUGCACACAGCCAUCGAUGUGUCCACCAUUAAUGAGAAAGUAAGUGAAGGAAAGUAUAAAAGUUACGAAGAGUUCAAAGCUGACGCCCAGCUUCUUCUCCACAACACCAUUAUCUUUUAUGGAGAUGACAGCGAGCAGGCUGAUGUGGCAAAGGUUCUGUACACGGACACCUGUCAUGAGUUGGAUGAGCUGCAGUUGUGCAAAAAUUGCUUCUUUUUGUCGAAUGCCCGGCCUGACAAUUGGUUCUGCUAUCCAUGUAUCCCUAACCAUGAACUGGUCUGGGCCAAGAUGAAAGGCUUUGGCUUCUGGCCUGCUAAGAUCAUGCAGAAGGAGGACAAUCAAGUGGAUGUUCGUUUUUUUGGCCAUCAUCACCAAAGGGCCUGGAUUCCAUCAGAGAAUAUCCAGGAAAUUACAGUCAAUGUUCAUCAGCUGCAUGUAAAGCGAAGCAUGGGCUGGAAAAAGGCCUGUGACGAGUUGCAACUGCACCAACGCUUCCUACGUGAAGGCCGAUUCUAUAAAUCCAAGGGAGAAGAUAAGGGGGAGGAAGAAGCAGAAUCGAGUAUCUCAUCGACUAGUAAUGAACAGAAGGCAACUCAGGAACCAAGAGCCAAGAAGGGGCGUCGCAACCAGAAUGUAGAACCCAAGAAGGAAGAUCCAGAGCCCGAACCUGAGACGGAAGCCGUGAGCUCGAGCCAAGAAAUCCCUUCUCUGCCACCGCCAGUUGAAAAGGUGUCUGUCUGUACACAGACAAAGAAGCAAAGUGCCUCGUCUCCAAGAAUGUCGCACCGCAGCACACAAACCAACAAUGACGCCGCGUGUCAGAACAUGUGUCACGACAAGUACAGCAAGAUCUUCAAUGACUUCAAAGAAAGAAUGAGCACAGACAACAAGAGGGAGACCGAAAGAGCUGUGCGAGAAGCCAUUGAGAAGCUGCGAACAGAGAUGGAGGAGGAGAAGAGACAAGCAGUUAGCAAAGCCGUGGCCAAUAUACAAGGGGAGAUGGACAAAAAGUGCAAACAAGUGAAAGAAAAGUGCAAGGAAGAGUUUGUUGAAGAAAUCAAGAAGCUGGCAGCACAACACAAGCAGCUGAUAUCCCAGACCAAGAAGAAGCAGUGGUGCUACAACUGUGAAGAGGAGGCAAUGUACCACUGCUGCUGGAACACCUCUUACUGCUCCAUUAAGUGCCAGCAGGAACACUGGCACGCUGAACACAAGAGAACCUGUCGCAGGAAAAGAUGAAUCCUUCCCUCCCUCUUGUGUUGUUUUCUUCAUAUCUCUCCUCAAACUCUGUGUUUUGUUUUUAAUAUCCAAGAUGCCGUUCUCGCUUACUAUCCUUAUACCAUUUCCAAAGCAGCCCGUAGUUCGCCCAGUACUGGAAGAUAUGACACAACUCCUGUACUGAAGUGCCGAACUCUUUACUCCACAGCAGAAAUAUUUGGCACAAUCCUCCGUGUGCUUGUAUUCAGUCUCUAACCUGUUUGCUGCCAGAGGAUCCCGCAGUGUGUUUUUAUUUCUGAUAAGUGCAUGACAUCUCUUCUGAAAACAGCCGAGGUUAGACGUCGUUCCUUCCCGUACUAACACGUGAGAAGUUGGAAGUGCGUUUUACAUUCAUAUUGAAAUAUUUUGGCUAAUACACAGUAGUUUUUUGCUAGUCGAAUUUGCAUUUCAGGUUUAAGGCAUUUUGAGUUUUUUAAACGUUUUAAUGUUUUAAAGUAAUUUUUAACAAAUAUGUGUCAGCCAAGCGACAGGUCUUAAUCUCCCCCCUAUAGAAGCAGAGGGAAAAAAGGCACCCUAAUUUGGUCUCAUGGAGUAACCCUGGACCACAAAUUUAGCUGAUAGCAAAGAUCAAUUCACAUUGAGCCAAAUGUGUGGUGCCAGUCAGUUCUUGGUGGAGCUGUGAAUGUAAAGAAAACCUAAAGGGAGGGGGGGGGGGAUAUAUUACUACCUUUUUAAGUAGAAAAAAAAGCCUCACGUCUGAAACCUGCCAAGCUUGUGUCAUUACGUUCCUUCUACUUUGAAAGGCAUUAUGAUAUUUUAGUUGUUCUGUACCAGGGGGUUUUAAGAUUUUUGGGAACAGGGUUCAUACAAAGCAAGAAAUGUUUUUUUUUUCUUGCCUAUUUUAUUUGUAAAAAUAUAUCCCAUGUUUGUUCAUUACUUAUUUUCAAUAUAUAAACUUUUAUAAAGAAAUGAAAUAUAUUAACUUUGAUUGCAUAGUUUUAAAUACUGGUAAUCUUCUCUUAGUUCAUAGGCGUUACUUUUACAAUUUGCACAGUUCAUAGUCCUAUGGAGGCACACUAAAAAGAGACAAUUCAUCCCAAGAAUCACCCUUGGACAACUUCUUACAGGGUUUAUUGAGCGCUCGCGUGUGCUGUUAUUGUACCUUAGAAAUAGUUCACCUGUUCACAGAAAUGCUAGGCAUGCACGAUUGUCACCUAGGGGCGUUAAUCGGGGGUCACCUUGCUCUGGGAAUCUUUGAUUGACGUCCUGAAUAUACCGGGGCUUCAUAAGUAGAAAAUGUGAUUUACUUAUGUAGCUUUCUGUAUUGGAUUUCUAGUGUUGCAGGUUUUUAAUCUUUCAUGUCACACUAAGCAUGCACAUGAUCAGGGCACUACUGCCAUGUAAGCUAAUACAAUCAGAAUGUGCAUCAAUGUGUCAUAGGUAGUAGCUGAUUUUGCAACAAAUUACAAUGUAAAUUUUACUAGGAGGCCUACGCCAUAGUAUGGAGACAUUAAAACCGAUAAUCAUUCUGUAGGCAACUCUUGGUUAAACUGCAGGUCACCUAUGCAGCUAGUUCUUUUUAUUGUUUCAAGGGAUCAAGGAUUAUACAAGCAUGGCUGCUUUCCUCCAGAGAGAGAACAGCGCCAUACAUGUCCAUGUCUAAUAUGAAACUGAGCUUCAUGUCAAUAAAUAGUCUUGGACAGGUUUGGUGCUGUUUCUGGAAAAACAAACAAAGCAAUUAUGUUUUUGUAAUCUUGACCCCCCCCCCCUUUAAAUGGGUUAUUCAGGAAUCGAAAAACAGAGCACUUUUUUUUUUUUAACGCUUCCGGUCUGUCCCCAGGUUGUGUGUGGCUUUACAUAUUACAACUUGGCUCUAUUAACUGCAAUGGAAUGGAGCUGCAAAGCCACACCCAACCUGGAGACAAACGGGAAGUAGUUUUUAAAAGAAAUUAGCUCUGUUUUUCAAUUCCUAGAUAAGCCCUUUAAUGUAUCUACAACUAUAAAGAAAUUAUCUUUCUUAAAUUCUUUAUAAAAAAUCUACAAUUUUGUGUCCACAGCUCUUAUAGAGACCAUUGUGUCUAGAAACUUACUUUCUCUUUGCACAAAUCUCUCUCUAAUGUGCAGGACUCGGCUGUAAGAAAUGAAGAAAAUGUAUGGAAAGUUUGUUGCAGCAUAAAACAAUGACUUUAGCAUUUAGAUAAUCUUUAAAGGGGUUGUCCCGUGAAAGAAACAGCCUGUGCAUGGUGUCAGCAAUUAUAAUAACACAGCUUACUAAUAUAGUGUUACUAGUCAUAGUGCACAGAUCUUCCAUAUGAGCUGAGUUGUCUGGUUUAAAGCUGUCACGUCACAUUCUGUGCAUGCAGUCUGUUCCUUCCCUGCUCUCCUUUCCUGUCUGCUUGGAAGGAGGCCAUUGAUGUCAAGGGGGUGGCUCAUAUUACUGCUCAUUAGUUUUAUGACCCCUUUAGAUAAUGCAGCAGGAAGCCUUUUUUGUCACAUUAGUUUCUGUCAGAAUAGGCUCAAUGCUGUCUUAUAGAAGUAAUCCUAAAUCUAAUGGCCAGUAGUAUGAGUUCCCCCUUCACAUCACCGGACUUGUCUUGAGCAGGGAGAAGGGACUGGAGCAGACUGCAUUCAGAGUGUGUGACUUGGCAUCAGAGCUACAAGCCAGACAGCUCAGUUAAUAUGGAAGAUCUGUGUAGGAUGGCCAAUAAUGUUGCUUUAAAAAAAACUUUUUUUUUUUUCAUAAAACAUACACAUUUUUUAUUUUUUUGCUGGACAACACCUUUAACUCUCAUCUAUCAUGCGACCUUAGCUAAAGCAUCCACUUAGCAAAAUCACCACCUAAGCAUCUGAGAUCUACCAGAUGCUUAAGGGGUUCUUGUCAUAACAAAAAAUAAAUAAAAACAAGCACUUUUUAGGAUCUGAUAGAUCAUUGGCACUUGUGGUUUUGCUGGUCUAAGUGUCAAUGAUUUUCCAGAUGCUUUAGUAAGUGUUCUAUGUUAUAAUAUAAUAUGGGCACAUUUUACUUCAAAUGCUGGGCCUAUAUGUCUCCAUGGUAACCGCUUUGUGUUGUCUGAUUCUGCAGUCAUACUAGCAUCUAUCUGUCCCCUAUUUUUUAGGAACCUACCAAAAAUAUAUUAGUAAGAAGUAGGGGACAGCUAGGAGGGAAGUAUGACUUUACGGGAUCAGACUACACAGGGAUGUAUUUGUAGUCUGUAACCAUGGAGAUACAGCGACCUGCAUAGACAAAACAAUAGACCCAAAACAAUAGGAUUUUUUUUUUAAUGAAGUCAUUUAGUUUUUUCAAUGUAGAUGCAUUGGAACAAUAAAAAGUAAAAUAUUUGUGCGCAGGUAUGAAUUACCUAGGAUUAGUCAGAGGGAUGCUGAACCGAUCAGGAAGCUAUAUGAUGUAUUUUUGUGCAUUUUUAGUUCAUUCCCAACCUGCUAUAAACAGGUAGGAGCUGCCUUGAUGUUGGGGCCCCUGAUGUCUACAGUCAGAUACACAGCAAUUACUGUCAGGAUCUCUGAGGAGCCGACGCUUCCUCCACACAGUAAAGAGUAAUGCAUGCCAGUUCUCUUGUAAAAUAUCAGUUUUUACAACAUCUUCAGAGCAUUAACCAUAGGAAUGGAUCGAUAGUUGAAAUUAGUGCUGGGUGGUAUGACCAAAAAUGUAUAUCACAGUAUUUUUCAAAAUUUUGGCGGUUUUACUGUGUUUAACGGGGGGGGUCCUUAGUAUAGUGUCAGAUGGUUGGGGGUCCUCACCAUGGUAUCCGGGGUCUCGGUCAGGUUGCCUAGUAACUCUCCUCCACGUCUCUGCAGUUCUGCUCUAUUUUUCUGGUGGUCGGGGGUCCUCACCAUGGUACCUGGGGUAUGGUCAGGUCGUCCAGUAACUCUCCUCCAUGUCUUCAGUUCUGCUCGAGCUCUGCUCUAGUUUCCUGCGCCCGCCCAGAAGUCACGUGCCCGCCGGAAGUUGUAGUCCCCUCCCAGCUCCUCACAGUCAGUUCAGUGCGGCUCUGACUACACUUCCCAGAGACGCUGUGCGUCCGGACGUUUCUCUACGCCACCGCGCAUUGGAGUUGAUUGCUAUGGAAACGGUAUUGCGGUAUGUGAAAAAAAUCAUAUCGAAAAGAAAAAACACACCGGUAUUCAGUAUGAACCGGCAUACCGCCCAGCACUAGUUGAAAUAAUGUUUUAUUGUUUUUUUUCACCUAUAAAUCUUUCACGUUGGGAGAGGGGGGUUGUUUUAAUAAACAACAUCAUCAGCCACUUUUUAUUAUCAUUGUAUUUUAAUUCAUCGUAUGUUCUGUGUGUGAAAGGAAGUUCGUGUUUUGUUUUGUUUCUUGUUUUUGUUCUGUUUUAUAUGAGGAUUCUGAGCAGGAAUGUAGAGAAACCUAAUGCGCUAGCUAAUCGGAGGAAAGAAUAUUGAGGAAGAUUUGUAAAUAUUUAUUUAGAUCUUUGCUAUUUAUUGCAAGUGAUUAGAAUAUGGCAGUGGAAAAUGUCACCCGGGGAGCACUUGUGAAUACUGAUGAAUGGCUGAGAGUUAAUGAACAGCCAUAUUCUGGUUACUGCGGGAGACAAUGAAUCUAUCGGUAGUCUAUCGAUUUUACAUAUACUCCCACAGUGUGGUUUUAUUUUUUUGUUAACAUUCAGCUUCAUACAUAAAGUCAGCAUGACGUGACUGCACUUUCUUAAGAUGACAACAUCAUCUUCCUCAGUCCAUCCAUACGAGAUAAACCACUCCACUGCUGUAAUGGGCUAUGGUACAAUCCUGGCAGAACAGAUACUUAUAUACAAUAUCUGCAGUAUCGAUCCAGACCUAUGAAUGAAAGUGUAUUGUGAAAAAAUAAAUAAAAAUACAUUGAUGUAAUAUCAUUCCAAGAAACAUACAAUAUAAUGGUUAUCUGCAUGAGAUUGAGACUUGUGUUAUUUGGGCUUCUUUUCCUGUGUCUUUUGACAUGGUUGCACAUUGCAGAGUCAAAUCUGUGUGAAAACUAUAAAAAAAAAAUCAAUUAAAGAUUGUGGCCUGGUUUUGUAUAUGUUGUAAGUUAAAGUAAAAAAAGAAAAAUGACAAAAAAGAAAAAUGUUUUGAGACAGUUACUACAAAACUGAAUUCACUUCUGUUUCUUAAGCUGUACUAAGAUGUUAAGCUUGGCCACUCUGCACAUUGUAAUUAUCCAUUGUGGCUGGUCUAGUUCUUUGACACAUUCUGCCAUUUUGUAAGCUGCUCUUACUAGCAAUAUGUGUUAACAUUUGUUAAUAAAUGUAUUUAAAAUCAAA
Hyla sarda is the source of this 7262-nucleotide messenger RNA. RefSeq names its product zinc finger MYND-type containing 11 (gene ZMYND11). Lineage: Eukaryota; Metazoa; Chordata; Amphibia; Anura; Hylidae. Gene Ontology annotation, biological process: regulation of transcription elongation by RNA polymerase II. Gene Ontology annotation, molecular function: DNA binding; protein binding; transcription corepressor activity. The transcript is spliced from 16 exons. The record is from RefSeq and is a predicted model, not a curated record. Bases 126 to 2009 code for a protein of 627 amino acids.